GCCCAUUUCAAACUCCCACAUCAUCUCCCAUCAAGGGAGGGAGGGAGGGAGGGAGAGAGAGAGAUCAGAUCCAACCAAGAUGGUGGCCAAGACUCCACCCAAGGAGCGGAGGAUGGCCGCCGCCCUCAACCCCAAUCUCGUCAGGGAAACACUGAUCAAGGUGGAGAGGUGCAUGGCUCGGCUGCAGGAGCUCCAGUGCACGGUGACGGGUGGGACGAAGGUGGUGGCCGGUGUCACUCUCAGCCCUCGCAGCACGAGAGGAUAUCUCAGAACCAGUCUGGUAUGCAAGAAAGAAUCCUUAAGGAUGAGAAAUAAUGCUUCGUCUCGGAGAUCGCCGGCGGGGAAGUUCCAGGGGAGCACAAAUGGGGAGUGGCGGCGGAUGUCGCUGCCGGCCAUGCUGCUGGGAGAAACCGUAGUGGAGAUCCUUGAGGCUAGCCGAACCACGAAGGAGGCGGUCACAGCUGCUGCGGCUGCGGCCAUGAGAAGCCGCCACAAGACCACCGAACCUACGACUCCCAUCACUGCCCGCAGAACAAACAAGUCGUCAUCACGUGAGAAUACAGAGAUGCAAGCAAGGCGGGUGAAGGAGAAGCAAGGGCGAUUGAGGAUCAUCCGAUCGGAGCAAUCCCCGGCCGUUUCCAGGGCGAGGUCACGCAUCAGAUUCAAGUCGAAUUCGCCGCUGGCUACUGCGAGGGAGGAGCAGAUGGUGGGCGGCCGACCGUCGGUGGCAGCCCACCGGGUAUCACCCAGAAACCGACCCUGGGCCAAGAAGACGGUGUUGUUCCCCAACCCUCUCUUCACCUCCUCCUCGCCCACGUCGUGCCACGGGCAAAGGAGGUUCUACAAGACCAGAUCCCCCGUGAUUGGGAGGACGAGGCCGUCGCAGAGUCCCCACAAGUUCGUCAUCAAAUCACCAUCUUCCACAUCCCUGAAGUCGCAGUUCGCACCCAAGAAGGCCGUCACAGUGAGAAUCCUGAAGUCACCCCCGGAGAAGGUGGUAGUGUUGAAGAAGUCCCGGCGGUGCUCCUUCUCACCUUCCAAGUUAGUGAACCGAAUAAUCGCAUCGCCGAUCAAGACCCGGCCGAUCUCCCUCCUAAGAAGCAGCACUGGGUUGGUGGCCGGCCUGAAGCAACGUUCAGGUUUCAGUACACCGGUGAGGAUAUCUUCUUCCAUCGCAAGGAUUUGAACGCCGUCAUUUUUGUUGCUGCUGUGUCCAAAAUGCUGCUUGCAGCACAUGAAAUCUAAACUGUAACGACAUCUCGUUCGUGUGCCCGACUGUAAGAUUUCUAUACUAAUAACGACUUCAUGACGAACAUAAGAUUCAUAGGAUCUUUUGUUUAGUCUACAA
Messenger RNA from Musa acuminata AAA Group (dessert banana), 1348 nucleotides. RefSeq names its product microtubule-binding protein TANGLED1-like. The record is from RefSeq and is a predicted model, not a curated record. Gene Ontology annotation, molecular function: microtubule binding. Gene Ontology annotation, biological process: regulation of phragmoplast microtubule organization; cytokinesis by cell plate formation. NCBI's taxonomy places the organism in Eukaryota, Viridiplantae, Streptophyta, Magnoliopsida, Zingiberales, Musaceae. The coding region runs from base 80 to 1186 and encodes 368 amino acids. The transcript has 4 exons. Gene Ontology annotation, cellular component: preprophase band; microtubule associated complex.